AUGGUUGAAGACGUGGAAGAAAACAAAAGGUUUGAAUAUGCAGAUGUUGCCAGUAUUAUACAGUCGUAUCAAAAAGAUAAGCAAAUUGAAACUAUUCUUAUAGAGAAAUUUACUACAUUUUUACAAAAUCUAAAAGGCCAAUAUUUUGUCAAUUUAUACCCAAAUCAGAUUAACACUAUCGCUAAAUUUAUUUACCUUUUCUUUACAGUUUUCCAAAAUGAAAGAACUUUAGGUCAAGAAUAUGGUCAGUUGAUGUAUGUUAAUAAACUUGGUAAAGCAUUGACUAAAAAAGGGCAACGUUUAGCAUAUAUCAUAUCUAUUUGUUUUGGACCUUACAUAAUAAACAAGAUAUUAAAAGUAUUUCAUACAAGAAAUACUGACGACCCGGCAGAAGAUGAUAAACAAUUUUCUUUGAAAGAGACUAUAGAUUUGGGAAUAAAUUUGCAUUUAAUAUUAUUUUAUUUUAAAGGUGAAUAUUCCGAUAUUUGGAAAAGGAUAUUUGGUAUGAAAGAGGUAAUCACUCAUAGAAUUAAUAAUGAUGAAAGAAGAUUUCGCAAAAAUAAUUCAAAAAUGUAUAAGGUGAUAGGUUAUAUUUUCCUACUACAAACACUAACACAAGCCUUUCCCUUAAUCAAAUCAAAAUUACUAUUAUUUACAUGUAGAGAUAGGAAUAAAUGUGAAUCACAUCAUGAUAUAGUGUCAGAUACAAUAAGAAUUAUUACAAAAAUACCAGAGAAAUCACAAAUUGCUCAUGUUUCAUUAGAAGAUCCUACAGUUUUACCUUUUAUACCGUCUGAAUCCCGUCAAUGUGCACUAUGUCUUUCAUUCAUGGUGGACCCAAGUUGUGCUCCUUGUGGACAUGUGUACUGUUGGGACUGUUUACAAAAUUGGACUAAUGAAAGACCUGAAUGUCCAUUAUGUAGACAGAAAUGUCGUCCUCAACAGAUACAACCUCUAAUCUAA
Arxiozyma heterogenica is the source of this 963-nucleotide messenger RNA. RefSeq names its product ubiquitin-protein ligase peroxin 10 (gene PEX10). The coding region runs from base 1 to 963 and encodes 320 amino acids. Gene Ontology annotation, biological process: protein import into peroxisome matrix. Gene Ontology annotation, molecular function: zinc ion binding. The transcript has a single exon. The record is from RefSeq and is a predicted model, not a curated record. Gene Ontology annotation, cellular component: peroxisomal membrane. Lineage: Eukaryota; Fungi; Ascomycota; Saccharomycetes; Saccharomycetales; Saccharomycetaceae.